This is a messenger RNA of Larimichthys crocea (large yellow croaker), 4946 nucleotides long. Its product is annotated as contactin-associated protein-like 4. The record is from RefSeq and is a predicted model, not a curated record. NCBI's taxonomy places the organism in Eukaryota, Metazoa, Chordata, Actinopteri, Sciaenidae. Bases 193 to 4125 code for a protein of 1310 amino acids. The transcript is spliced from 24 exons.
AGAAAGUAGCCUCUCGCCUUCUCCUCGUCAUCGCUGUGGAGUCAGGUGGAUGUUGAGCAGACGGACGAGGCAAGGAAGGUGCAGAACAUCGUCCGGGAAGUGUGAGAGCGUGGAGGAAGGAGGAAGGAGGAAGGAGGAGUAGUAGUAGGGUGGAGGAAGACCUCUUUUCCUGCAGCAUCCUGUCCGAUCACCAUGGAUCUCUGGAGUAAAAAAGUCCAGGGAAUUAUCACACAGGUCGUCCUGAUGCUUUGCAGCUCGUACGGGGCAACAAGAGGAGAGGUUUGUCACAGUCCGCUGGUGUCCAACCUCCUGCCAUCAUCCUUCAGAAGCUCCUCACAGCUGUCUGGCAGCCACGGGCCAGGAUUCGCCAAGCUGAACCGGAGGGAAGGAGCUGGAGGUUGGUCUCCUCCGACUUCAGACAGAUAUCAGUGGUUGGAGGUCGAUUUGGGCGAGCGGACACAAAUCACUGCUGUCGCUACGCAAGGUCGCUAUGGCAGCUCUGAUUGGCUGACGGCGUACCUGCUGAUGUUCAGCGACACAGGACACAACUGGAGGCAGUAUCGACAAGAAGACAGCAUCGGGGCCUUUCCAGGUAACAGUAACGCAGACAGCGUGGUCCAGCACAAGCUCCAGCACCCCGUGAUCGCUCGCUACGUACGCCUGAUCCCCCUGGACUGGAAUCCCAAUGGACGGAUUGGACUCAGACUGGAGACCUACGGAUGUCCUUACAACUCGGACGUGGUGAACUUUGACGGCCGCAGCGGCCUCCUCUACAGGUUGAGUCUCCAGCUGAGGCAGGCGUCCAAGGAGAGCUUCUCUCUGAAGUUUAAAACCCUGAGGAACUCCGGGAUACUGCUUCACGCAGAGGGAAAGGGCGAGCACAGCCUCACCCUGGAGCUCGAGAAAGGAAAGCUUCUCCUGCUCCUCCAAAAAGGCAGGACUUCCUCUUCAGACAGCAGGCACGUCGUGUCACUGGGCAGCCUGUUGGACGACCACCAGUGGCACCAUGUCGCGGUGGAGCAUCACAGCACUCACCUCAACCUCACCGUGGACAAAAGCACACUGUGGGUGCAGAUCCCACCAAGAUUCACCCACUGGGACCACGACCAGAUGAGCGUGGGAGCAGACCUGAGCCUCGGCUCUUGGAGUUCGGUCGGGUUGAACAGAAACUUUCACGGCUGUUUGGAAAAUCUUCUUUACAACGGCGUGAGUCUGGUGGAGCUCGCUAAACAGAGAGACCAGCGGGUCACUGAGAAGGGUAAUGUGACCUUUUCUUGCGCCGAGCCCAUUCUCGUUGCCGUGACGUUCACCAGCCCCAAGAGCUUCCUCUGGUUGCCAGGGGCGACGGACCCGUCAUCAGCGGGGACGUCGGUGGGGCUUCAGUUUCGGACGUGGAACAAAGCGGGCCUCCUGCUGACCUUUGAUCUCCCGAAGCGAGGCGGCGCGCUCUGGCUGUACCUGAGCAGAGCCCGGCUCCAUCUGCAGAUCCAUAAGUCUGGCAAGGCGCCGCUGGAGCUCAAUGCAGGUUCGGCUCUGAAUGACGGUCAGUGGCACUCUGUGGAGCUAAUCUCCAGACGAGGACAUCUAACCGUCACCGUGGACGGAGAUGAAGGAGCCUCCGCCCACGCCAGCCCCUCGUUUGUGGUCACCACAGGAAGUCAUCUUUUCUUUGGUGGUUGCCCCGCUGAAGGGAGCAUCCAGGAGUGUAUGAACCCCUUCAAGGCUUUCCAGGGCUGCAUGCGUCUUCUGACCGUGGACGACAAGCCGCUGGACUUGAUCACGGUGCAGCAGAGGCUGAUGGGAAACUACAGUCACCUGCAGAUCGACAUGUGUGGCAUCAUCGACAGGUGUUCACUGAGUCACUGUGAACAUGGAGGCAGCUGCAGUCAAUCAUGGAGCACGUUCCACUGUAACUGCUCCAACACCGGCUACAGCGGGGCGACCUGUCACAGCUCGAUACACGAGCAGUCCUGUGAGGCGUACAAACACAAAGGCAACACGUCGGGGCAUUAUUACAUUGACGUGGAUGGCAGCGGACCCAUCAGACCACAGCUAAUAUACUGCAACAUGACAGAGGACAAAACAUGGAUGGUGAUCCAGCACAACAACACAGAGCUGACCAGAGUUCGAGCGUCACCGGGGAAGAAUCAGCACUCGGCUCACUUCGAAUACGCGUCCGAGGAGGAGCAGCUGGCGGCCAUCAUCAGCCAAUCAGAACACUGCGAACAGGAGCUGACCUACCACUGCAGGAGGUCACGGCUGCUCAACACACCAGACGGCCCUCCACUCAGCUGGUGGGUUGGAGGUCCAGGUGUAGGACAGGUGCAGACUUACUGGAGUGGGGCUCCACCGGGCAGUCAGCAGUGUGCCUGCGGCCUGCAGGAGAACUGUGUGGACUCCAAACACCACUGCAACUGUGACGCUGACCUCAUUGAAUGGGCUAAUGACUCAGGCCUGCUGACCCAUAAGGAGACCCUCCCUGUCAGAUCUCUGGUGCUGGGCGACGUCCAGAGACCCGACUCAGAAAGCGCCUACAGGGUCGGGCAUCUCCGUUGCCAUGGAGACAGAAACGUCUGGAACGCUGUGUUUUUCGAUAAGGAGACGUUGUACCUCCACUUUCCCACAUUCCACGGCGAGCUGAGCGCAGACAUCUCCUUCCUGUUUAAAACCACUUCAUCCUCCGGGGUCUUCCUGGAAAACUUGGGCAUCAAAGACUUCAUCCGGAUUGAACUCAGCUCCUCCGCCGAGGUCCUCUUCUCCUUCGAUGUGGGUAACGGUCCGUUGGAAGUCCGCGUGAAGGCUGACGUGCCGCUGAACGACAACAGGUGGCAUCGCAUUCGAGCCGAGCGUAACGUUAAAGAGGCAUCGCUUCGCCUCGAUGAGCUCCCCGCUGCCACACAGGAGGCUCCCGCUGACGGGCACAUCCACCUGCAGCUGAACAGCCAGUUAUUUAUAGGAGGCACGGCGUCCAGGCAGAAGGGCUUCCGGGGUUGCAUUCGCUCUCUGCAGCUGAACGGCGUCACCCUGGAUCUGGAGGAGAGAGCGAAGAUCACCCCCGGGGUUCAGGCGGGAUGUCCAGGCCACUGCAGCAGCUACGGCUUGCUCUGCCAGAACCGAGGUCGCUGUGUGGAGAAAAGCAACAGCUUUUCCUGCGACUGCCAUCCGUCUGCUUACACCGGAGCCUUCUGCGACAGAGAGGUUUCAGCCAGCUUCAAGUCGGGAACAUCCGUCAGCUACAUCUUCAAGGAGGCGGUGCCGAACGAAGAGGACAAGAGCAGCAGUGUCCUUCCCUCCUCCAUCUACUCUGACGUAACCCUGAGGGCAGAAAAUGUCUCCCUGAGCUUCAGGACCAGCCAGAGUCCAGCUCUGCUCCUCUACGUCAGCUCCUACCACCGAGAGUACCUGGCUGUGCUGCUCAACAAGCAUGACAAGCUGGAGGUGAGAUACAGACUGGACAGCAGCAAAGAUGUUGAGAUCCUGAGGAGCAAAGUGAGGGACCUCGCCAACGGACAGCUACACGCUGUAACCAUCAGCAGACUGGCAGAUGUUGUCUCGGUGCAGAUUGACGAGAACACCAAAGAGGACUUCAAUCUGACAUCUGAUGUGGAAUUCAAUGCAAUCAGGUUGCUGAUUCUUGGCAGAGUGCACGAUUCUGGUGAGUUGGACCCGGAGUUGUCUCGGGUUGCCUCUCUGGGUUUCACAGGAUGUCUGUCGGCUGUCCUCUUUAACUCCGUCAGCCCUCUUAAAGCUGCUCUUCUCCACCCGGGCACCAGCCCUGUCAUCGUUACCGGCCCACUGGUCCAGUCCAUUUGUGGCUCCACUUCAGCCAAUCCCUACGCAGCAGAAACCACACACCACCUAUCAGGUCAGUCUGGAUCAGUGGAAACAGGUCAGCCUGUAGUGAACGCCAUCAGGAGUGACUCAGCUCUAAUUGGAGGUGUGAUAGCGGUGGUGAUCUUUGUGACCGUGUCCGCAUUAGCCAUAAUGGCCCGAGUCUUCUACAGGAGGAAAGGGAGUUGUCAGAGCCAGGAAGUAAAAACAGUAAAAACUGAAGACAGCCCGGAGCUGGCGUUCAGCGGCUCGCGCAACGGCCCGAGCGAGAACCAGAAGGAGUAUUUUAUUUAGGGCGGAGGUUUCGACCUGCUGCUGACCAGAGACAAGAAGAGAUGCCUUGUCAAGCCUUAGUGCUUUAUGGUACAAACUGAGCCCGAGCGGCUCGACGAGACGGAGCGACAUGCUCUCGUUCUGUCUGUUCAGUUUUGUUUUUUUUGCUUCUGUGGUUGUAUUUUUGUAAAGACUGUAUAAAGAUGCACAAGAACAAAGUGUUGAAUUUAUAAUAUGUCAAUACCGCGAGUCGAACAAUUGUAAAUAUUUAAUGAUGUAAAUCUUAAAAAUGAUGACUUUGUAUCAGCCUGUCCUCUCCGUCUGAUUGAAAUGAUUAAAUGUGUUUUUCAUGGAGUUGCUGGAAUGAACGUUAGAACAGCUUUGUUUGGUUUGAGGUGAUUUAAAUACAUUUUCCAACAUGGAUAAUGUGUUCUCAUGUUUUCUUCAACCUACUGUGGGAAAGCAAAAUGUAUCCGUUCACACUGAACCUGAGUCUUUACGUUCUAUCGUCACGACUCUCUUUGGUUAAGUUACUGCUCGAAGCGAAGCUUAGCUCAUGCAUUAUUUUUACAUUUAUUCAGAAUUGAUUGAUUUCUUUCUUUCUUUAUUUAUUUCUGUGCCUUUCCUGCCUCCAGCUCUCGACGUACUUCUGAAUAGUUAUUGAGACGGACAGUUACGGGUUUUAUUGUGGACUACAAAAUAUUCCAGCCUUCAUUCCAACUAAAGCAGCCCAUGCUAAAAAUCAUGUAAGGAUUUCGAGCAGUUUAGGAAUGUAGCCAACACAGGAAGUGCCAAAAACUGCAGUUCCUCUAACGUCCACUUGAGGCUGGCUCCAGGAGUGA